Molecule: messenger RNA, 1563 nt
Organism: Pediculus humanus corporis (human body louse)
Lineage: Eukaryota; Metazoa; Arthropoda; Insecta; Psocodea; Pediculidae
Product: 5'-nucleotidase domain-containing protein, putative
Exons: 10
Coding region: 1-1563 (520 amino acids)
Molecular function (GO): 5'-nucleotidase activity
Source: RefSeq, a predicted model, not a curated record
AUGGUAGCAGUGAUUAGUGAAAUGUCGAGAUACUUUAAACAAAGUUCAAGUUACAGUUAUCAAAAAAUUAUAUUUGGAAGAAAAUAUGUUAAAAAAACAUAUAAUUUUCCAUCAUCGUCAAGAUCACUUUCUUGUGCUCAAUUAAAAAAAGUUUACGAUAAUGCAAAAGCGACGUGUUCGUCUAAAAAACUUCCCAGGGACGUCAAUCCGAAUGGAGUGUUUGCUUGUAAUGAAUUGGCCUUGAAGGAAAUUUCAGUUUAUGGUUUCGAUUAUGAUUACACGCUUGCUUGUUAUAAACCCUCAUUGGAUUUACUUAUAUUUAACUUGGGUAAAGAAGCAUUAGUCAAUAAAUUUAUGUAUCCGAAAGAUGUUUUGAAUUUAAAAUAUAAUCCAGAUUUUACAAUAAGAGGCUUACAUUAUGAUAUUGAAAAAGGUUUAUUCGUUAAAUUGGAUUCAUUUUUACAAAUUCAAUUGGGUACAGUUUAUAAAGGUUUGAGAAGAGUCCCCGAUGAAGAAGUUAUACAAUUGUAUAAGAAUAAAGUUAUCCCGCUUGCAUUUGUCGAAGCCAAAGAUAAAAUCGGUUCUGGAAGAACAAAAUUAUAUCAAUUGGCUGAUAUAUUUUCAAGACCUGAAAUGAGUUUACUCUGUUGCAUUGUAGAUUAUUUCGAUGCGAAAGGUUUCGAUUAUCAUCCUGAAAUUGUUUUUCGAGAUGUCAGAAGUGCGAUAGGAAGCAUACAUCCGGUCAUGCAUUCAGAAGUUAUGGAAAAUACAAAUAAAUAUUUAGAAGAAAAUACUGAUAUCACUAAAUUGUUAAUUAAAUUAAAAAAUGCAGGGAAAAAAUUAUUUUUAAUAACAAAUAGUCCUUUUCAUUUUGUGAAUAAAGGUUUAAAUGUUAUAUUGGGACAAGGAUGGAAAGAUUUUUUCGAUAUUGUUAUUGUACAAGCGAGAAAACCAAAAUUUUUCACAGAUGAAACGACACCAAUAAGAAUAUUUGAUACAAAAUUAAAAACUCAACUUUGGGACAGGGUGACAAAAUUGGAAAAAGGAGUUAUUUAUUGCGAAGGUACAAUGAAACAGUUAAAGGAAAUAACUGGAUGGGUUGGAAGCGAAGUUUUAUAUUUUGGCGAUCAUCCAUAUUCUGAUUUAGCUGAUGUUACGUUAAAACACGGUUGGCGAACGGGUGCCAUAAUACACGAAUUAACGCACGAAAUACAAACAUUAAACAAACAAUCGUUUAAAAUGGAUAGUAAUUGGCUUCAAGUUCUCACACAAUUGAUUGAAGAAAAUGAAUAUUUAGCAGAAGAUGAAAGUUCUGAAAAAGAAGUUAAACAAUGGAUAGAUGAAAGAAAUUAUUUAUUACAAUCAACGAAAAAUGUAUUCAAUCCACAAUUUGGUUCAGUUUUUAGAACUUAUAAUAAUCCAACGUAUUUUUCAAGACGUUUAUUCAGGUUUGCUGAUAUUUACACAUCGAAUUUGGGUAAUUUAUUAAAUUAUUCACUCAAUCAUACAUUUUUUCCAAGAAGAGGAGCACUACCACAUGAAUAUGCAUCUCUCUUUAUGUAA